Molecule: messenger RNA, 645 nt
Organism: Microtus ochrogaster (prairie vole)
Lineage: Eukaryota; Metazoa; Chordata; Mammalia; Rodentia; Cricetidae
Product: prostatic spermine-binding protein-like
Exons: 3
Coding region: 1-645 (214 amino acids)
Source: RefSeq, a predicted model, not a curated record
AUGCUGCUGCUGCUGACCUUGGCCCUCCUUGCUGGCCCCACCUGCAGAGCCCAGAACAUACUGGACAAUAAAAUUGGUACCUAUUUCUACAUUUGCAGUGAAGAUCAGGGUGAACUCAAAGGCAUCCGGGUCUUCUCGCCUUUUUAUGGAUUUGUCGGCAUCCAGCUGCUGUUUGGUGAACAGUGGAGUCCCAUCUACGGAGCUCAGUCAUCAAAUCAGCAGAAGUACCUGCUGAGUAAGGGUGAGCGUGUGAUUGCUGCGGGCACUAACGAUGGCAUCUGUGUGCGUUACCUGCAUUUGGUGACCAGCAAUGGGUGCGAAGCCACUCUGGGUACUGAGAGGGACUAUUUUCCCCUCCGAGUCACUCGUGGCUCAGGCAAGCACGCCCUGACGAUCGAGGGCAAGUACACUUGCAUCACCGCGCUGAACUUCAAGUGGGGACACAGCCCCGAAGAUUCGAUCUCGGGGAAGCCAGAAGACCAGAUGGUCAAUUUGUGCGGUGCCAAAGAGGACGGUGGGGGCAGUGAUGAAGAUGAAAGCAAUGACAGAGAAAAUGCUCAAAACAGCAACAAUAAGGGCAGCGAUGACAGUGGUGAAGGCAGCAAGGGAGCCUGCAAAGAUGGCAGUGUGGGCAAAGGGAGCUAA